Molecule: messenger RNA, 3053 nt
Organism: Lathyrus oleraceus (garden pea)
Lineage: Eukaryota; Viridiplantae; Streptophyta; Magnoliopsida; Fabales; Fabaceae
Product: pentatricopeptide repeat-containing protein At3g49740
Exons: 1
Coding region: 446-2620 (724 amino acids)
Biological process (GO): RNA modification
Molecular function (GO): protein binding; RNA binding
Source: RefSeq, a predicted model, not a curated record
UUAUAGAGCUUUAAUGCUCCUGAUGAUUAUUUUGUACUUGAAACACAAUCAUUGGAUCCUUCAUUCAUGAAAAGAGGUAGUAAAAGAUAUUUUUCAUAGGAGAUCAUUGUAGUUAUAUAAGCAUAACACAUUAUGCCUCAAUCAUUGACUCGAGAAAUGCCCUUCAAAUUGGUCUAUAGAUCUCAUGUGAUGGUUGAUUUGAACUUACAUCAACCUCAACCCGAGUAUGCAUAUCAAGCAACUUCGUAUAAAACCCAAACAUGAGAAUAGAUCUUGAAAUGCUUGAAGAGGUUGGAGAUUUAACUCACAUAAUUGGGUUUGCUGCAAAACUCAAGGGUACAAUUUUAACAAAUUUCAAAGAAAGAGAAUGACAAUCCCUUAAUUGGGUUUGCUGCAACAUUGUUUAUUCUUACGGCAAUGCAUGCAAUAACAAAACAAACGACAGAUGAAACCCUGCUUUUCAAACCAACAAAUCCUUAAACUCAACCACAAACUCUCACACCUCGCCAGAACAAACCAAUUCUCCGAUUCCCUUAAACUCUUCACCAAAAUCCACUCCUCCCACUUCCAUAAACCAGAUCACUACACCCUUUCAACCGUCAUAACCGCCACCGCCAACACCCGCCAUGUCACCACUUUCGGUAACCAGCUUCACUCCUUCGCAAUUCAAACGGGCCUCAAAGCCCAUUCCCACGUCGCCAACUCCCUCCUCUCUCUUUACUCCAAAGCCCAUGACCUUAUUUCGGUUCAACUCGUUUUUGAAGAUGUUUUAUACCCAGAUGUGUAUUCAUGGACCACCCUUUUAUCUGCUGUCACUAGAUUGAGUCGUGUUGAUUUUGCACUUCAUGUGUUUGAUAAAAUGCCCAAGUGUUACGUUGCUGUUUGGAAUGCUAUUAUUACAGGGUGCAGUGAUAAUGGACGUGAAGAUGUUGCUUUUAAGUUGUUUAAAGAUAUGUUUAGGAUGAAUGUUAGGCCUGAUAAUUAUACGUUUGCUACUAUCUUGAGUUUGUGUUCUUUGGAGGUUUUGGAUUAUGGAAGGCAUGUUCAUUCUGUUGUUUUCAAAACUGGGUUUUUGGUUAGGACUUCUGUGGUUAAUUCUCUUAUUAGUAUGUAUUCUAACUGUGGAUGUGUUGCCAAUGCUUAUGAGGUGUUUGAGGAAACGGAAGGUGGGGUUCGCGAUCAUGUUACUUAUAAUGCAAUGAUAGAUGGUUUUGUGAGCAUGGAAAGAUUUGAAGAUGUGUUUGUGAUGUUUAGGGAUAUGCAUAGGGCUUGUAUUUGUUUAACUGAAGUUACUUUUGUGAGUGUGCUGAGCUCUUGCUGUUCUUUGAGAGUUGGGUGUCAAGCACAAGCUUUGGCUAUUAAGAUGGGGUUUGAUCAUGGCUAUACUGCUGUCGACAAUGCGACGAUAACAAUGUAUUCAUGCUUUGGGGAGGUGAGUGAGGCUCGAAAAGUUUUCGAGAGAAUGGAAGAAAGUAGGGAUCUUGUUUCAUGGAAUGUAAUGAUUUCGAUGUUUUUUCAAGAGAAUAUUAAUGAAGAAGCAAUCUUGACCUAUAUGAAAAUGAGGAGGGAAGGAAUUGAACCAGAUGAGUUUACUUAUGGAAGCUUGCUAGCUGCAUCGGACUCUCUACAAAUGGUUGAGAUGUUCCACUCCCUCCUUUGCAAAAAUGGACUUAUCAAAGUUGAAGUUUGGAAUGCAUUGAUUUCUUCAUACUCUAGAAAUGGAAAGAUAAAGCGUGCCUUUCAAAUCUUCUCCAAUCUUCCCUAUAAAAGUUUGAUAUCCUGGAAUGGUAUCAUAUCUGGGUUCUUGAUGAAUGGAUGCCCGGUGCAAGGGUUGGAGCAAUUCUCUGCAUUACUUAAUACAAAUCUCAAGCCAAAUGCCUACUCCCUCAGUCUUGUUUUGAGCAUCUGUUCUUGCAUUUCAGCCAUGGAUCAUGGGAAACAGGUUCAUGGUUACAUACUACGACACGGUUUUGAUUCAGAAAUCUCUUUGGGUAACGCCCUGGUGACAAUGUAUUCCAAAUGUGGGUCUCUAGAUGGGUCGUUGAGUGUAUUUAAUGCAAUGGUCGAAAGAGAUACAAUCACUUGGAAUGCUAUCAUAUCUGCUUAUUCACAACAUGGACAAGGCAAAGAAGCUGUGCACUGUUUUGAGGCAAUGCAAAUCUCCCCCGGAAACAAACCAGACCAGGCUACAUUUACUGCAGUACUUUCAGCUUGCAGCCAUUCAGGUUUAGUUGAUGAUGCUACCCAUAUUUUUGAUAUCAUGGUGAAAGUUUAUGGAUUGGUGCCAAGUGUGGAUCAUUUUUCUUGCAUGGUUGAUAUGCUGGGUCGCAGUGGUUACCUUAAUGAGGCAGAAAGAGUAAUUACAGAUGGAUAUUUUGGAGCACACUCCUAUAUGUGCUGGUCAUUGUUCAGUGCUUGUGCAGUUCAUGGGAAUUUAAUAUUAGGAAGAAAGGUUGCUAGACUUCUCUUAGAAAGAGAGCAUAACAACCCGUCAGUUUAUGUGCUUUUAUCAAAUAUAUGUGCAGAAGCAGGUCAGUGGGAAGAAGCAGCUAAACUGAGGGAUAUGAUGAAACAAUUUGGGACGACAAAACAGCCUGGCUGCAGUUGGAUAUCAACCUAAGACUUGCAAGUUAUAGGUGUUUAUAAAUGUAUAAGCAAGAGCAUAAUGUGAUGGAAUUCUUGUACAGAGUCCAGUUUUGAAUAUGAUAAACCAAAGAGGAUGAUGUGAUAUGUAAAGAUAUAUUCAUAGUAAAGUUCCUAUGCUUGCAUAAAAGCUGGCUAAAGUGGCUGGUUUUUAUUCAAGACGUUCUAAUAUUUACCUUCUCAAUGAAGGUUAAAGAAGCCAAACUUUGAAACUUUCUUUUACUCCAGAGAGGUGAUUGGCUGGGUGGACUGGCAGUAGAACCUACUAGUGUGAUUGAACAAUGGAUUUUUACAUGGUAAUAUAGUUUGAGAGUAAUUCAAAUUCUUCAGUGUAAAUUACCAUCUCAAAAAUAAGAAUUUUAAAUUUCUUUUUAACCCUAUAAAAUGAUAAAUUACAAGAUUGUAAAUUA